Molecule: messenger RNA, 1596 nt
Organism: Diceros bicornis minor
Lineage: Eukaryota; Metazoa; Chordata; Mammalia; Perissodactyla; Rhinocerotidae
Gene: NXPH4
Product: neurexophilin 4
Exons: 2
Coding region: 14-922 (302 amino acids)
Molecular function (GO): signaling receptor binding
Source: RefSeq, a predicted model, not a curated record
GCCGCCCGCGAAGAUGCGGCUGCUCCCGGAAUGGCUUCUCUUGCUCUUUGGCCCCUGGCUCCUGAGGAAGGCUGUGAGUUCCCAGAUCUCAGAGUCCGGGAGGCCGCAGUACCUGGAGCUGCGCCCCGGCGCGGCCGGAGGGGGCGCUGCUGGCCCACAGGUCCGGGCGCCCAGGUCUUCCGACGGCCUGGGCUCCGCGGGCGCCUGGAGCUGGGCCUGGCCGGCUAACCACACCGGCGCCCUUGCCCGGGCGGGGGCGGCGGGGGCGCUGCCGGCGCAGCGCACCAAGAGGAAGCCGUCCAUCAAAGCGGCCCGCGCCAAAAAGAUCUUCGGCUGGGGGGACUUCUACUUCCGUGUGCACACCCUCAAGUUCUCCCUGCUUGUGACCGGCAAGAUCGUGGACCACGUGAACGGGACCUUCAGCGUGUACUUCCGCCACAACUCGUCCAGCCUGGGCAAUCUCAGCGUCAGUAUCGUGCCGCCCUCCAAGCGGGUCGAGUUUGGGGGCGUCUGGCUGCCAGGGCCCGUCCCCCACUCUCUGCAAUCUACACUGGCCCUGGAGGGAGUGCUCCCCGGGCUGGGGAUCGCGGCCGCGGGGCCAGGGCUAGGGGGCACCCUCGGGGGCGCGCUGGCGGGCCCUCUCGGGGGCGCACUGGGGGUGCCUGGGGCCAAAGAGUCCCGCGCUUUCAAUUGCCACGUGGAGUACGAGAAGACGAACCGCGCGCGCAAGCACCGCCCGUGCCUGUACGACCCGUCGCAAGUGUGCUUCACCGAGCACACGCAGAGCCAGGCCGCCUGGCUGUGUGCCAAGCCCUUCAAAGUCAUCUGCAUCUUCGUCUCCUUCCUCAGCUUUGACUACAAACUGGUGCAGAAGGUGUGCCCAGACUAUAACUUCCAGAGCGAGCACCCCUACUUUGGAUAGCGCGCCCCACCCUCGCCCCAGCCCUGAGAGCCCCGCCCAAUCUCGGCCUCCCUGAGUGGGACCCCUCCCCGCGCCCCGCAGCUUCUGUGGCCGCGUCCACCCUUUCCACUCCGGGGGCGGAAGGGAACAGCCCUCCCGGGGACCGUCUGCCGGCGCGGGUCCCCUUUUCCUUAUAGGGAGGAAGGAAGGGGUAGCCCCUUCCCGCUACACCCCGAAGAGGAGGGGCAAGAGCGCCGCCCUAGAGUAGGCGGGGCGUGGAGGGGGUCCCAGCGUCCCCUACGCCCACAUUGGGUCCCCUAUACGCCCCUGGCGCUGGGCUGGACACUCCUUCUGCCCGAAGCUUAAAUGACACCCGGCCUGGCACCCCCCUCCCGCCCUGACUGGCUAACCCUCGGGCGCGCGUCCUCCUGCUCCACCCUGUCCCCACGUAGACUGCGGCCCAACCCCAUCCCCUUCUGCCUGCCGUGCGCCUGCCCGCCUUCCCCGAAACCCCGAUUAGGGUAGGGGAAGCAGAACUCCUGGGCAUAGGCCGUCGACUCUCGCCGCUGCCCUCUGCCGCCUCCCGCCCGUCUCUGCGGUCCUGCUCCACCUGCCCAUUUCCGGCUGCUUCCUCUGGUGAUAUUUUUUCUACGCCAAAACAGACGGGAAAGGGAACAAAAUAAAGUGAAAUCCAA